AUGGAGCACCACGCGCCGCCGCUGCCUGACGACAUCAUCGUCCAGGUGAGCGCCGCCGCGGUGGCCGCCGUGGAUGACCGGAGCUCGACGAGCCAGAUUGAGGAGGUCGACGGCGGCGACGACGACGAUGUCAAGGCGAUCGUCGGCGCCGGCGGCCUCACCCGCCGCACCUUCAGCGAGUCGUACAGGAUGAGGCACCGCAACCCUCUGGAGUUCACGCCGUGGCAGGUGGCGCUGCUGGCCUACCAGUCGCUGGGCGUGGUGUACGGCGACAUCGGGACGUCGCCGCUCUACACCUUCUCGUCCUUCACCCUGCCGGACCCCGACCAGGACGACCUGCUCGGCAUCCUCAGCCUCAUCCUGUGGACGCUCACCCUCGUCAGCCUCGUCAAGUACGUCUUCAUCGUGCUCCAUGCAGACGACCACGGGGAAGGUGGUACCUUUGCCCUGUACUCGCUCCUGCGUCAGCAUGUGAAUAUCACCGGGAAGACGAUGCCAGUGCCGGUGACACGGUUGGCAUCUGAUGCCAACCUCAAGUUCCACAGCAAGAAGAGCAGCCUGCAACCGAGGAUGCUCAAGUUCUUGGAAGGAAGUGUCAUUGCGCAGGCUGUCAUCACCUACCUUGUGCUGAUUGGGACCUGCAUGGUGAUGGGUGAUGGUGCCCUCACUCCGUCCAUCUCAGUUCUAUCAGCUGUUCAGGGAAUCCAAUCAAGAUCUUCUAGAAUUACACAAGGUCAUGUUGUCCUCCUAUGUGUGAUUAUCCUGGUGUUCCUUUUUCUUUACCAACGAUAUGGCACGGGCAAAGUUAGCUUCAGUUUUUCCCCAAUUAUGCUUGUGUGGUUCGUGUUAAUUGCAUCAAUUGGACUAUACAAUAUAAUCAAGUAUUAUCCCCCAGUUCUGAAAGCCAUAUCACCACACUACAUAUAUAUUUUCUUUGCGAAGAACAAAAGGGCUGGCUGGGAGCAACUUGGAACAGUUGUUUUGUGCAUAACAGGUGCUGAAGCUAUGUUUGCUGACUUGGGUCAUUUCAACAAGAAAUCAAUCCAGAUGGCAUACUCAUGCCUAGUUUAUCCAUCGUUGAUCCUUGCAUAUGCUGGCCAGGCAGCAUUUUUGAUCAAGAACCCAUCUAAACUCAGCACAACAUUUUAUAGUAGCAUACCGGAGCCACUGUUUUGGCCCAUGUUUAUUGUAGCUACUUUAUCUGCCGUGGUCGCAAGCCAGGCAUUGAUAUCUGCCAGUUUCUCCAUCAUCAGGCAAUCGAUUGCUUUAGGUUGUUUUCCUAGAGUCACCAUGAAUCAUACAUCUAAAAAAUAUGAAGGCCAAGUUUACUCUCCAGAGAUCAACUACUUCUUGAUGAUCGCUUGUAUCUUGAUUACCGUUGGUUUUAAGGGUGGGCCAGAGAUUGGGCAAGCCUAUGGUGUUGCAGUGAUAUGGGUUAUGCUUAUUACAACACAUUUGAUCACAGUGGUCAUGGUUAUAAUAUGGCAAAUUAAUAUUGCAUUAGCUGGAUCAUUUUAUGCUGCCUACACUGUCCUUGAAGGUCUUUUCACGAUAUCACUUCUAUACAAGAUUGCACAAGGUGGUUGGGUUCCAUUUGCGAUAACUGCAUUUUUCCUUAUAAUUACACUUUCUUGGACCUAUGGGCGAAGCAAGAAGAAUGAAUAUGAAACAAACAACUUGAUGGAUAGUCAGGAAUUCAUUAAAACAGUUGCUAUGAGCAACAGAGUACCUGGAAUAUGUAUCUUUUGCACAGACUUGAUGAAAGGCAUUCCACCAAUUGUGCGUCAUUAUGUUCAGCAUAUGGGUUGCCUCCGUGAACUGAUGGUGUUUGUCACUGUGAGGUAUCUUCCUGUUACAUCUGUACUUCCUGAAGAGCGCUUUCUCUUCGACAGAUUGGAGCCUUUUGGAGUUUACAGGUGCAUUGUGCAAUAUGGUUAUAUGGACAAUCAGAAUAUGGAGGAGGAUGAGUAUGUUGUAUCAAUCAUUGCAUCCCUGAAGGAAAUAGCUCAAAAUGCUGAUGAGGUCGCAAUGAUGGAUUCAGCAUUGGCAAAUGGAUCAACCUUUAUAUUUGGAAGGGUCAUUUUAAAGAUGAGUGACAAUCACAACUGUUUCAAGCGCUUUAUUAUUAACAACCUUUACAGGUUCUUGCAAAAGAACUUUAGGUCCAACCUUUCCAGUCUAAAGAUAGCUCCUAGUAAGACAUUGCAGAUUGGAAUACAAUAUGAGAUUUGA
Messenger RNA from Panicum hallii, 2232 nucleotides. RefSeq names its product potassium transporter 26-like. Gene Ontology annotation, biological process: potassium ion transmembrane transport. Gene Ontology annotation, cellular component: membrane. Bases 1 to 2232 code for a protein of 743 amino acids. The transcript has 8 exons. Gene Ontology annotation, molecular function: potassium ion transmembrane transporter activity. NCBI's taxonomy places the organism in Eukaryota, Viridiplantae, Streptophyta, Magnoliopsida, Poales, Poaceae. The record is from RefSeq and is a predicted model, not a curated record.